Molecule: messenger RNA, 1008 nt
Organism: Loa loa (African eye worm)
Lineage: Eukaryota; Metazoa; Nematoda; Chromadorea; Rhabditida; Onchocercidae
Exons: 6
Coding region: 1-1008 (335 amino acids)
Source: RefSeq, a predicted model, not a curated record
AUGUUGAAUCAGUCGUCGUCUUCUUCCACUAAAAAUUACAUUGAUGUUUGUGGCGAGAUUAACGAAUGUAGUAGCACUGCAGCUUCUCAGCAGCGUCUUCUUAGCGGUGGUACUGGUUCUAGACAGUUGAAGCAGGAGGAACCAAUCGCUGCUGCUACCAGUGCUUGUGCAAUCAUCACAAAUGAAACACCUAAUAUGAGCACUCAUGAUGAGGCUGGUUGCAUGGCGAGUCUAUUUCAGACUCCCCCUUGGGCAUCAGUGGCUAUUCUUCCGCCACAUAAUUUAGCCCAGCAACAGGGAGGCGUUACGAGAGAAGUUGUUGGAGGUACAAAUCAUCCAUUGGCUAUGCGUUAUUCGAGUUUUGAUGGAACCGCUGCUGCUGCUGCUGCUGCUGCUAAAGAUCCUAUGAAUCCAAUGAAUGCACCUCUUUAUCAAUUUCAAGAUUUGGAUAUGAUAGCAAGUAUAGUGGCAAAGGAACAGGCACUAUUGAAGAUGAACACAGCAGCAGCAUCGAGCACUGCAGAACAUGGUCGUCUGGCAGGUUUUGCUAUACCAAAUCGCGCACAUACCCAGGUUAUAGUUAACGGAGCACGAGAGAAUAUGUCAUCACCAAGUGAAAUGUCACCAACUUCAUGCUCUCCGUCAUCAUCCGACACAUUGCAGAGCACCCAAGGAGGGACCAGUACUGCGAUUCGCGCACAUAACGAACAUCCCGGCCCGGAAGACACUGCACCCAAAAGUGGAAAUGAAUCACCUGUGGAUGUGACGAGUCUCAUGAAAGGCUCGUUUAGUCUUGCUUAUCAGCAGCAUAGCCUAGGACCAAGUAAUAGUUCUCAACAACAGCAAGCAAGCAGUUCACGAGAAAGCAAUGUUCAAAGCGGCAAUACGGCGCUGCGUUCUAGGCAUCGCUCGAGCCACCAUGAUGGGCUUAUCAAAUGCCAUUAUUGUCCUAAGAAGUGGGCCGAUCAAGCCGUGGUUUGUUUUUCGACAAAAGUGGACUAUGUUUAG